This is a messenger RNA of Nicotiana tabacum (common tobacco), 834 nucleotides long. NCBI's taxonomy places the organism in Eukaryota, Viridiplantae, Streptophyta, Magnoliopsida, Solanales, Solanaceae. The record is from RefSeq and is a predicted model, not a curated record.
AUGCACCAAGAAAUCGAGGUGUACGUUGAUGACGUGAUCAUUAAAUCCAGAACACAAGAAGGCCAUGUGCAAGAUUUGAGAAAGUUCUUCGAGCGUCUGCGCAGGUAUGACUUGAAAUUGAACCCAGCUAAAUGUGCAUUUGGGGUUCCAUCUGGGAAACUCCUGGGGUUUAUAGUCAAUCGGAGGGGUAUUGAGUUAGAUCCAACAGAGAUAAAAUCUAUCCGAGAUCUGCCACCUCCGAAAACUAAGAAAGAGGUCAUGAGUUUGCUGGGAAGGGCUAUGAAAGUCCAAGCCUUGGUCGAUCAUUUGGCUGAGAACCCGGUUGAUGAUGAAUACCAACCCCUAAGCACUUAUUUCCCAGACGAGAAAGUAAAAUCAGUUGAGGUAAUUCCAGAAGACAUCAAGACUUGGAAAAUGUUCUUUGAUGGAGCUGUAAAUACAAAGGGUGUUGGGAUUGGGGCAAUUUUGAUUUCCCCCACUUGUCAGCACUAUCCGGUUAUGAACCGACUUCGGUUUCUCUGUACGAAUAACACUGCUGAAUAUGAAGCUUGCAUCAUGGGCAUGAACAUGGCAAUUGACAUGGAUUACAUGGCGCUUAAGAAGAAGGCGAGAAGCGGCCAAGGGGCCAAUGCCACCCUAAUAGUGGCAGAAAAUAUAAUACCUGAUGUUGCUGGUGAGAACCCAAGGAGUGAGGACAUUCCCCCAACCACGACACCUCCUGAUUCUACUACUCUUGCUGAGAAUAUACAUAUUCCUCCUCCAACUAAUACUCCAGUUCCACCUCCGGUCCUAGUGUUUCUGAUGGGAACCUUAGGGGAGCCAUCCACUCAUUGA